AUGAUGGGAAGAAGAAAACGAUUUCUGGAUGCCAUGCCUCUGGUCAAUCUUGCUAAGGGUUUUAUUGAUGCUAUUAAGAAGCCAGAAAAUGUGUUUGGAAAAGCAAGCAAUAUGAACAUGCUGACUUGGAAUCGUAGAUUAUCACAAUUAGCUAUGACUGAGAAGGCGAAUAUUGAAAAGAAUGACAUAAAAAGAAUAGAAUAUAAAGGGAAAAUAUAUAGAAUUAACAAGUAUGGAACACUUGCCACUUACUUCAUCAGCCAUGCAUUGGGCGGAUUCAUUGCGGACAUGUUUCAAGCUAUAAGAGUUGGAUAUCUGGCAUGCAAGUUGUGGUUUUCAAAAGUCAAGAUUCCUUCUCCCCAUGAGAAUACAACUAUUGGUGACACGCACGAGAUGCUUUUUGCUGAUCGUACGGAAGUCGGAUGUUUUUUCACUUGGCCAGACACGAUUUGCAUCAUUGGACCUUUAAAUGCCACUAUUGGAUAUUUAUACGAAAAAGGAGACACUUGCUCUGCCUGUAAAUACGGAUGUACUAAUAAUUUAUGCAAUCCAUCUCCUGAUUAUUUCUAUGCAAUGCGUGAGAAAUACCAGAAACAUCUCAACCCGAAAAUCGAAAAGUUUGAAGUAGUGGAAGGUUUCGAUGGACAACCACCUGUCUUGGGAAAGAAUUUCAUGAUUGAUUCUGCCAACUACUCGAAUAUUCUUAUGAUCUCAAUCCUCAUGGUUUCCUUGUUUCUUCUUCUCCGUAAUAAGUUUUAA
Messenger RNA from Caenorhabditis remanei, 759 nucleotides. RefSeq lists its product as uncharacterized. The record is from RefSeq and is a predicted model, not a curated record. The transcript is spliced from 5 exons. Lineage: Eukaryota; Metazoa; Nematoda; Chromadorea; Rhabditida; Rhabditidae. The coding region runs from base 1 to 759 and encodes 252 amino acids.